Molecule: messenger RNA, 1689 nt
Organism: Dictyostelium purpureum
Lineage: Eukaryota; Evosea; Eumycetozoa; Dictyosteliales; Dictyosteliaceae
Exons: 2
Coding region: 1-1689 (562 amino acids)
Biological process (GO): phosphorelay signal transduction system
Molecular function (GO): protein binding
Source: RefSeq, a predicted model, not a curated record
AUGUUAUGCUUAAAAGACUAUUGUAUAAACUCAAUUAUUCAAAUAAUUAAAAAUAACUAUAUCGAUAGUAAUAAAGAAAAUGAUAAUAGAAACAAUAGCAUUAAUAACAAUAUACUAAAAGAAAUUGGGAUUCAAUAUUUACCUUCAGAUAUAUUAGAAAGUUUAUUAAAAAUAUUGAAAAAUAUUGAAAGAUGGAAAUUAAACGAUCAAAUAUUUCAAAUUUUAUUAGACUCCAACAUAAACUAUUUAGACCUCAGUAACGAAGAUAUGAUAAAUUUUAAUAAUUUUAUUCAAAAAGAAAAAAAUAAUAAUAGUUAUAACAAUAUUUACUAUAGCUUAAUAGAAUUAAACCUCUCAUUUAAUAAUAUAGAAGAUUGUUUAUUAUUCCAUUUUCUCAACAAGGUAAACAGCUUAAAAUCUUUAAAUCUAUCAUAUUGCACAUUAUUAGAAUUUACAAGUUUCGAACAAACAAAUAAUAUAUCAAUAACAUUAGAAACUUUAAACUUGAGAGGUUGCACAAAUAUAACUUCAAAAGGAUUUAAUGAUAGGGAUACCAAGUAUUUCAAGCAUUUAAAGGGUUUAACACUUUUGAAAUUAAAUCAUUGCAAUAAUAUAUCAUCCGAAGCAAUUAAAUAUAUUUCACAAUUUAAAUCAUUAAAAAUUUUACAUCUAUCACACUGUACAUUACUUCAAGCACCCAACUCAUUUAAACCAUUAGUCGAAAAUAACUCCAGCAUAACAACAUUAAAUAUAUCAUACUGUUUAGUUGAUGACGAAUCAAUUGGUACAAUAACAUUAAAUAAUGAAAACAGCGAUAAAGAAAAUAAUAAUAUAGAUAAUAUAGAUAAUAAUAAUAGUUUAAUAACAAAUCAAAAAAAUAUUGAUAGUACAAAUGACCUAAUAAAAAUUCAAUCCCUAACAUCAUUAUCAAUUAGAUACAAUAGAAUCACACCUAAAUUUUUAAAAGCACUUUCAAAUCAAAAGGAAUUAUUAAGAAAAUUUAAACAUUUGGAUUUAAGGCAAUCAAACUUUAUUGAAGUCGAGAAUGCAUUAUGCCUAUAUCCAUAUAUGUGCUCAAAAGAUUCACAGCUAUAUAUUAGUAAUAAUAAUAGGUCAGGUAGAAGAUCAAGAUUCAAUAUAGAUAUUUGUGUAAAUAAUAGUAAUAACAAUAAUGAUUUAAUAAAUUUACAAGAAUUACAUAAUCGCUAUAAUAAUAAAACCAUGGCAAGUGAAGAUCAAAUUCAGCUAAAUAGGUCAAGUUUACGAUUAUCAAUUUUAGAGCGCCAAAAACACUCACCAUUAAUAUUAUUAGGGGAAGAUGAAAAAUUUCAAGCCUCAAUCGUAAAGAACGUACUCGAAAGGAAAAACUUUGAUGUUAGAAUUGCGACCAAUGGGAAAACAGCUUUUGAAAUGUAUUGCGAAACUCCAUUCUUUGAACUAGUAAUCAUGGAUAUUUAUAUGCCUGUUGUCAACGGUAUUAACAGUGUUAGAAUGAUCCGUCAAUUUGAAAAAUCAAAUAAUCGAAAACGUACUCCAAUCAUUAUUUGUAGUGGUAAUGAAUCAAUUAUUAAAUCAGGAAAUAACUCUUCAGAUGACAUUGGUGGAGAUGCUUUCAUAACCAAACCUUUUAGACCCAAUUUAAUAGAUUUAAUAAUAAAAAUGACUCAAAACACUUCAAUUAAAACAUAA